AUGUCUUAUGGCCAGUACCAAAACAAUCCCUACUCGCAAGGCCCGGAGGCCGAGCAGGGAUAUGGCUACGACCAGAAUCAGGGCCACGAGAUGCAACCAUAUCCUCAGGACUCGAACCCCGUCGGAUCCCUCUCGCAGCAAGACUUCCUCCAGCGCAUCGGCCUCCUCCGGGACGAAAUCGGCACCCUAACCAAGAACGUCCAAGCAAUCGCAUCACUGCACCAGCGCGCUCUCGCCGAGUCGGAUAAUGGCCUCUCGGCCCAGCAGCUCGAGCGAUUAGUGAGCGAGACGCAAGCGCUCAACCGGGGCAUUCGCGACCAGCUCAAGUUCCUCGCCACCGACGCCAGUCGGACAACAGACGGCAGCGAGGCGCUCAAGAACCGCCAGGUCAACACCAUCAAGAACGAUUUCGAAUGCGAGCUCAAGAACUACCAAAAAGAGGAGAGCUCGUACCGCCAACGCUACCGCGACCAGAUUGCGCGGCAAUACCGCAUUGUGAACCCAGAGGCGAGCGAUGACGAAGUCCGCCAGGCAACCGAGGCCGACUGGGGUAACGAGGGCGUGUUUCAAACUGCUCUGCGUACCAACCGUACCGGUCAGGCCACAUCCGUCUUGGGCAAUGUGCGGGCACGUCACAACGAGCUGCAGAAAAUUGAGCAGACUUUGAUCGAGCUGGCAUCCAUGUUCCAGGAUAUAGCUGUUCUGGUAGAGCAGCAGGAAACGCCCGUGCAGACAGCCGAGCAAAACGCCGAGAACACGACCAAGUGGACCGAAGAGGGCAAUGUUCACGUGGGCAAGGGCAUCAAGAGCGCGCGCAAUGCCCGCAAGUGGAAAUGGUAUUGUCUUCUCCUUGUGGUGCUCAUCAUCAUCGCGAUCGCUCUUGGUGUCGGCUUGGGUAUUUACUUCCGUCAGCACCCCCCAGGUAGUAACUAG
Molecule: messenger RNA, 933 nt
Organism: Pseudomassariella vexata
Lineage: Eukaryota; Fungi; Ascomycota; Sordariomycetes; Amphisphaeriales; Pseudomassariaceae
Product: SNARE domain-containing protein
Exons: 3
Coding region: 1-933 (310 amino acids)
Biological process (GO): exocytosis; intracellular protein transport; vesicle fusion
Cellular component (GO): SNARE complex; endomembrane system; plasma membrane
Molecular function (GO): SNAP receptor activity; SNARE binding
Source: RefSeq, a predicted model, not a curated record